AUGCAUUCGCUUUGUCUUCGAUUUUUCAGAAUCGUCUUCGAUUUUCAAACUGUUCGCGGAUCUCACAUAACAGUGGCUUCUUCUGGUUUUGCAGUGUUAUUCGCCGGUUGUCAAACACGUAAACCACGGGGACGAACGAAGACAAUCAGCAAUUCGAUAUUUAACUAUCUUCACAGUCAUCACGUUCACGACACCAGCACAUGCAGGUCCUCGACCCCGAUGGUGACAGCGACCCCGGGGACGAUUCGGACUUCAGACCCACCGGUUUUCCGGCCGCCCGCGAGCGCAGCAGCGGAGCAGACGGCGACGAGAAUUUGUAUCAUGUGA
Messenger RNA from Amoebophrya sp. A120, 327 nucleotides. Lineage: Eukaryota; Dinophyceae; Syndiniales; Amoebophryaceae. The record is from the annotation of a GenBank genome assembly.